This is a messenger RNA of Myiozetetes cayanensis, 3248 nucleotides long. RefSeq names its product myogenesis-regulating glycosidase-like. The record is from RefSeq and is a predicted model, not a curated record. The transcript has 2 exons. Lineage: Eukaryota; Metazoa; Chordata; Aves; Passeriformes; Tyrannidae. Gene Ontology annotation, biological process: skeletal muscle fiber development; carbohydrate metabolic process. Gene Ontology annotation, molecular function: hydrolase activity, hydrolyzing O-glycosyl compounds. Bases 239 to 2329 code for a protein of 696 amino acids.
AGGCUGACAAUGGUCCUGGUGUCGGGGUCCCAGCUCCACUGCUGCUGCUGGGAGUGUGCCUUGCAGCUGGCCAGGCUGAUGCUGCUGGUGUCGUGGAGGGAGACACGAAUGCACUUUUCCAGAUAUGAGUGGCCAAGCUUUGGAAAGGAGGCUGUGAACACCUGCAUGCAUCAUCCUGGAUUUUCUGUCCACCAGUGGGAGUGAAAGAAUUCAGCAGCAAAGUUUCUGCAAAGCAAUCAUGGACAGUCGGGUUAUUCACCGCCUGGGAAAACAUGGAAAUGCCCCAAAGGGUACUGCCAAAGAAAGGCCUAAAAAUGUCACACCUGUGAAGCAGAAGCCCUCCAAGGAGCUGAGGCCCAUGCUCGGGGCCAUCUUGCUGGGCCUCAUGCUGUUCAUCGCCGCGGUGGUGGCCUGGUGCUACUACACGGUGUCCCUGCGGAAGGCGGAGCGGCUCAAGACGGAGCUGAUGGACCUGCGGGCGGACGGCUUCGUCAUCAGGAACCAGCACGGGGAGGUGGUGUUCCGGCUGGCCUUCCGCUCGGGCAGCCUGGACCUGGAGUCGUGCUCCAAGGAGGGCGAGAUCCUGAGCUGCACGCGGUCGAGCCGGGGGCCGCUCAACUUCUUCAUCCAGACGGUGAAGCCCAAGGACACGGUGAUGUGCUACCGCGUGCGCUGGGAGGAGCUGGCGGCCGGCCCGGCGGUGGAGCACACCAUGUUCUGGGAGGACGCCCACUGGUACGGGGGCUCGGAGAUGAGCACCCAGCACUGGCCCAUCCGCCUGGCCGGCUACCAGGAGCCCGUGCCCUACGUGACCAGCGACGUCUACUCCUUCCGCGACAGCUUCGGCGGCAUCCUGGAGCGCUACUGGCUCUCCUCCAAGGCGGCGGCCGUCAAGAUCAACGACUCCGUGCCCUUCCACCUGGGCUUCAACGCCACUCAGCGCGCCCUCUUCUUCCAGGCCCGCUACAAGGACUCUCCCUACAAGCCCCCGCCGGGGCAGCCGCCCUUCCCCGAGCUCAGCUACCGCGUCUGCGUGGGCUCCGACGUCACCUCCAUCCACAAGUACAUGGUGCGCAGGUACUUCAACAAGCCCUCCAAGAUCCCCGCUGAGAAUGCCUUCCGGUACCCCAUCUGGUCCACCUGGGCACUCUACAAGAAAGACAUUGACCAGGAUAAAAUUCUGCAGUUUGCGAGAAACAUUAAGAAGUACCAUUUUAAUUGCAGCCACAUAGAGAUCGAUGACAUGUACACCCAAGCCUAUGGGGACUUUGACUUUGACCCUGUCAAGUUCCCCAACGUGACAGAGAUGUUUGCAAAAUUGAGGGAAGAUGGGUUCAAGGUCACUCUGUGGAUCCAUCCCUUCAUACACACAGAUUCCUCCAAUUUUGGUGUGGGGAUUGAGCGUCAGCUGUUCAUCAAGGAGCCCUCAGGGCAGCUGCCAGCCAUGGUGGAGUGGUGGAAUGGCAUUGGGGCCAUCCUGGACUUCACCAACCCAGCAGCCCGGGACUGGUUCCAGAGCCACCUGCGCCAGCUCCGGCACAAGUACGGCAUCUCGUCCUUCAAGUUUGAUGCGGGCGAGACCAGCUACCUGCCCAAGCAGUUCAGCACCUUCCGCCCGCUCUCGGACCCCAGCAUCUGGUCCCGGCGCUACACGGAGAUGGCCAUCCCCUUCUACGAGCUGGCCGAGGUGCGGGUGGGCUACCAGUCCCAGAACAUCUCCUGCUUCUUCCGCAUCAUCGACCGCGACUCCGUCUGGGGCUACGAGCUGGGCCUCAAGUCCCUCAUCCCCACGGUGCUCACCAUCAGCAUGCUGGGGUACCCAUUUGUACUGCCAGAUAUGAUCGGAGGGAACUUCCUCCCCAACAAGACAGAGGGGGCGGUGGAGAUCCCCGACCGGGAGCUGUACGUGCGGUGGCUGGAGCUGUCGGCCUUCAUGCCCUCCAUGCAGUUCUCCAUCCCGCCCUGGCUCUACGACAAGGAGGUGGUGGAGAUUGCCCAGAAGUUCACGGAGCUCCACGAGUCGCUGGUGGCCCCGCUGCUGCUGGAGCUGGCCGGGGAGGUCACCGACACGGGCGACCCCAUCAUCCGGCCCAUCUGGUGGAUCUCGCCCCGCGACGAGGCCACUCACAGGAUCGACUCCCAGUUCCUCAUCGGGGACACCCUCAUGGUGGCCCCUGUCCUGGAGAUGGGCAAGCAGGAGCGGGAUGUCUACCUGCCAGCGGGCAAGUGGCGCAGCUACAAGGGGGAGCUGUUUGAGAAGACGCCAGUGCUGCUCACCGACUAUCCCGUUGACCUGGACGAAGUUGCCUAUUUCCUCUGGGUGUCCUAACAUGGUCCUCAUCAGUGUGCAAUGGACUCAGUGAUUAAUUAACCAACAGCUUUAAUGAUCUGGGACUUUGUGUAGUUUUUUAAGUAGAAGUACUUCCUUAUGAAAUUUGAAGAUAACACUGAGACUUCUGUUUUUUGUGGCAAGUGGUGCUCAAUAACUAAUUAAUAUAUAUUGCAUGGGUGUCUUUGUUAUUGCAGUGUGACAAGUGCAAUGUAUAGAAACACAGUCUCUGCUCAUAAUCUCUUCCCACCAAGAAAUGCCAUGCACGCUUGUUGUUUAUAAAGGAAAUUACAUGGACUCCUUUGUUACCCAGUUUCACAGAUGAUCCCCUGAGGUAUUUAAAAUUUCAUGUGCUUAGUGAAGGAGGCAGCUGCAGCAAAUUACUUUUUUUUUUUACAAAAAGCAGUCUGUGGUUAUCCUGGAGAGGAAGGCACCCAAACUGCAGCCUGCACAACAGAUGGGAGCUGAUGCAGGAGUGAAGAGGAGUUUACACUGUCGCAUGGGCUGAGCUAUCUGAGCAAGGGGAAUAAAGCCACAGCAAUGGCUAAUGCUGUGGCAACUGUUUCACCCCUUUCAUGAAUCACUGAGAAUCAGGUCCAUGGUGUGAAUUCAAGUAAACCUGCAAAAUGUGGUGAAAUCUCAUGGUAGUAAAGACUAAAACAUAGUACCAAGUCAGGGUUUAGAUUUGAUAGGAUCCCUGUGUGUUUUGGGACCAUGUUUAGAGCCAAGGGGUGCACAAUCUGUCAGGUCCUAAGAGUGAACUUGGCCUCCUCAGAGAGUUCAGACAACAAACCAGCCCGAGUGCCCUGCUGCCUCAGUUUCCCCAUUGAAAAUGUUCUCCCAUCUUGUUCUAAUGGACAUCCCUGUCUAUAAACCUGUACCCUGUCUGUACAAGGGACUUCUCCUGAGUGAAGGUGUG